Messenger RNA from Penicillium cinerascens, 1875 nucleotides. Its product is annotated as transcription factor TFIIIC subunit TFC1. The transcript is spliced from 5 exons. The record is from RefSeq and is a predicted model, not a curated record. Lineage: Eukaryota; Fungi; Ascomycota; Eurotiomycetes; Eurotiales; Aspergillaceae. Gene Ontology annotation, biological process: transcription initiation at RNA polymerase III promoter. The coding region runs from base 1 to 1875 and encodes 624 amino acids. Gene Ontology annotation, cellular component: transcription factor TFIIIC complex.
AUGGACUCACAACGUGAAUCCAGAACCGCACCGUUCUAUCCCGUCCCGCCUCGACGUCUGGUCAGCCUCGAGCACCCUGCCGUGAUCCUCAACCUCGACAGAGCCAUGGACACGCUCCAGGGGAACGCGGGGAUCGAAACUAUCCUCAACCCGCCUAAGGCCGAUACACCGGCGAAACUAACACUGCGACCUGAAGAUGUUAUGGCUCGACCGAUCCAGUCGAUGAGCUGUGCAACAAAUAAUGUCCUGCUCAAAAUCACUGUCCCCAAACGGACAGGUCGGAAGCGCAAACGAGGCUCGGAUGAGCCCUUCACCAAUGCCCUGCCAGAGGAUGUUGAAGAAGCUUCCCUCCGACGGACCUCAAAGGACUUGCUGCGCAGUCUACAAGACAAUGCUUCCAAGUACCGGAUUGAGGCAGUAGGGAGAGUGGAGCGCACGCAUGUCUUUCGAGGCUUGCCGGAUUUCAUGUGGUCGUCUACACGUAGUUCCUUCACGAACCAAUUUCGUGAGUGUAUCAUCCCAUUUGACUUGGAGAAAAUGAAGAGAUAUCACCUCGACAUGUCCAAAGGAGCUACUGUGGACGUGGAUAUCAUCCCGCCGCCCUCGUUCACCCAGGGUGAUAUUCCGUUCCAGUAUAUGUACCGCCAAAAUCCAACAGUCAAACAAGCCGUCGACCAAUCCGGCGAAAUUUUCACAGUGAACACACAGCAACCAACGAAGAUCCGCAGCCACCUAGUCUCGUUUGACAUUCCCGUCGUGCCCUCGGAGCCACAAGAAGACGUCGCUCCAAUCGAUACUGUCGACCCAGCCCUUCGCGCAACCAUCGAAAAAGUCAAAGAACUCUUCGAGCAGCGACCAGCCUGGACACGACGUGCCAUCCGCAGCAACCUUACCUCAGAUGAACAGCAAACCCUCCUCCGCCACGCAUUACCCUACGUUGGGUACAUUUUCCGAUCCGGACCUUGGCGCGACGCUAUCAUCAAGCUGGGCGUGGAUCCGCGCACUUCACCCGAGUACCGCCAUUAUCAAACCUUCAUGUUCCGCGUCACAGAAUCCAACGAGGCAGAGCAGGCCCGCGAUACUGCUGACGGCCGUGGCCCCAACCACCGUCGCCAGGGAUCCGAAAACGAGACCAUCAGCUCGGGUUCCAGGUCUGCACAAGCAAAUUCACACAUCUUCACAGGCCAACCGCCCCUCCAGCGUGAUGGCCGCAUCUGGAUGGCCUGUGAUAUCAAAGAUCCACUCCUACAAUCAAUCCUCUACCCACCCGAUCCGCCUCCUUCCUUCCUGUGCUCCGAAUGCGUCUCCAUCAGCAACGGUUGGUUCGGAAACGGUACAAUGGCGAAAGUGAAGACGAUUAUGCGUGCCAAGAUCGCCGCGCUAAUGGAAGACCGUGUGGCGCCUGAUUCUGACUUCCGACGCAUUCUACAAUUUCCCGACCAUGCGUCGAGCGAGGCUGAUCUUGCGUACUUUACGGUCGAUCCAGCUACAUCCUCUAGCAAGGAGAUUCAAUACGCGACGGAGAUUAGGGCGACUAUCAAGGGAGCGCCGCAUUGGAGAAGAAAGAACGAGAAGGAAUCGUACGGGCUGGAACGGAGGCCUGGGCGUGGUGGGCCAAGGAAGAAGGGGAAGAUGGGGAAAAUGGUCGGUUUUGAUGGGACUGAUGGGGAUGUUCAGCCGGAGCUGGAGCAGAGUGAGGGCGAGGAAGAGGAGAUGCAGCGGAAAGAGAUGCUCGAGGAGCAGGUUGCUGCUGCUGUGGCGGCGAGGGACGCAGCUGAGCAAGAAGAGGAAGGCGAUGAAGGGGAUAAUGAUGGGGACGAUGGAGAUGAUAUGGACGAGGAUGAUGAUGACCAAAGUGAUGGCACAGCAACUUAA